AUGGCUCAGCCGAUUGGAUUCUUCGGCCUCCGACUGACGCCCGGCGAGGCGCACCAGAUGGAGGUGACGCGCGACUUCCGCAUCACGCAGGUGGCCUUCGCCGACGAGGCCAAGGACGGCGCCAAGGCGCUGGUCAAGGUGACCUACACCUCGUUCCCGGACAGCUACGACGACGAGGAGGACGAGGAGGACGACGAGAAGUCGCUGCCGGAGCCCGAGGAGAAGACCUACACCCUCUGCACGUUGGUCGCCGGCAGGACCGACCAGGAGCGUGUCGACGUGCACUUCUCCGAGGAGGAGAUCGUCGGUUUCUCGGUCACUGGCGAUGUCCCCGUCGACCUCGUCGGCAACUACAUCGCCCCGCCCAGCUUCUACGACCAGGAGCCCGACUCGGACGACGAGUACGACUCCGAGGACAUGGACAGCGACGAGGACGACUUUGACAUGGCCGAGAUGGACGAGGACGACGAGGAGGCCGAGGAUGCCGACCGCUUUGAGGAGAUCGUAGACUCGACCCCGGCCAAGAAGGAGGCCAAGAAAGCCAUCGAGGCCGCCGCCGCCGAUGCGACCGCCUCUGCCCAGAAGAAGCGCGCCGCCUCCGAGAUCGACAGCCCCGUCACGACGCUCUCCAAGAACCAGCAGAAGAGGCUCAAGAAGGCCGAGACGGCCUCGGCCGCCUCGACGCCCACCAAGAAGUCGGACGCGGCCUCUGCCGCCGCCUCGCCCGCUACCGCCUCGGCCAAGAAGGAGAAGGUCACCGAGACCAAGGCCGAGGUUACCAAGACGGCCAAGGACGGCAAGGCCAAGACCGAGACGGCCGCCAAGAAGACUGUCGAGAAGCCCUCUGGCCAGAAGCUCUCCAAGACCAAGCUCCCCUCUGGCCUGGUCAUUGAGGAGAAGAAGGCGGGUGAGGGACCGCAGGCCAAGGCCGGCAUGAAGGUGGGCAUGCGCUACGUGGGCAAGCUCGAGAACGGCAAGGUGUUUGACCAGUGCGUCAAGGGCAAGCCCUUUUCGUUCAAGCUGGGCCGCGGCGAGGUCAUCAAGGGCUGGGACGAGGGCGUCAAGGGCAUGCAGGUCGGCUCCGAACGCCGCCUCACCUGCCCGCCCAAGCUCGCCUACGGCAACCAGAAGAUCCCCGGCAUCCCCCCCAACUCGACCCUCAUCUUUGACGUCAAGCUCGUCGAGAUGAAGUAG
Pseudozyma flocculosa PF-1 is the source of this 1194-nucleotide messenger RNA. RefSeq lists its product as uncharacterized. Bases 1 to 1194 code for a protein of 397 amino acids. Lineage: Eukaryota; Fungi; Basidiomycota; Ustilaginomycetes; Ustilaginales; Ustilaginaceae. Gene Ontology annotation, molecular function: macrolide binding; peptidyl-prolyl cis-trans isomerase activity. The transcript has 2 exons. The record is from RefSeq and is a predicted model, not a curated record. Gene Ontology annotation, cellular component: nucleolus; chromatin.